Molecule: messenger RNA, 405 nt
Organism: Echinops telfairi (small Madagascar hedgehog)
Lineage: Eukaryota; Metazoa; Chordata; Mammalia; Afrosoricida; Tenrecidae
Product: 40S ribosomal protein S15a-like
Exons: 1
Biological process (GO): translation
Cellular component (GO): ribosome; cytosolic small ribosomal subunit
Molecular function (GO): structural constituent of ribosome
Source: RefSeq, a predicted model, not a curated record
CAUGCCACCAUCAAGAUGGGCGUGAACGUCCUGUCCAGCGCUCUCAAGAGCAUCAGUAAUGCCGAGAAGAGAGGCAAACGCCAAGUCCUUAUUAGGCCGUGUUCCAAAGUCACUGUCCAGUUUCUAACUGUGAUGAUGAAGCACGGCCACAUUGGUGAAUUUGAAAUCAUCGGUGAUCACAGGGCUGGGAAAAUUGUAGUGACGCUCACGGGUAGAUUGAUCCAGUGUGGAGUGAUCGGCCCUAGAGCUAACGUGCAGCGCAAAGACCUAGAGAUGUGGCUGAACAACCUGCUCUCCUCCCGCCAGUUCGGUUUCCUGGUGCUGACGACCUCCGCCGGCAUCAUGGACCACAAGGCAGCCAGGCGAGAACACACGGGAGGGACAAUCCUGGGCUUCUUUUUCUAG